Molecule: messenger RNA, 1164 nt
Organism: Prunus avium (sweet cherry)
Lineage: Eukaryota; Viridiplantae; Streptophyta; Magnoliopsida; Rosales; Rosaceae
Product: LOW protein: ATP-dependent RNA helicase-like protein
Source: RefSeq, a predicted model, not a curated record
UACUUUUUAGUGUCUUUUGAAUAUCUUGAAUGUGUCUCCAUUAAACUAUUGACAAACUUUAAUUUGCUCAAAGCCAUAAUAAGCCAGGCCUUCUGAUCUAUGAUCAUAUAAUCAGUUGAGUCAAUAGCUUGAGAGAGAGACAGAGAGAGAGAGAUUUGAAGCAAUAUCAGAAGAGGAGCUUGAACUGAGCUUGAACUGUCUAAUCUCUCUCAUCUGUUACAUUGAAGCAAUAUCAGAAGAGGAGAGAUUUGAAGCCAAAACAGAUUAGGGUUUUGUCUGUUCUUGUAGACUGAGGCAGUGAGGGAAAGAGAGGAACAACUAGCCUUGCUAUACUUUAGUAGAGCCAGCAAUGGUGCUACAAGAAACCAUUCAUAACAGCAAAAACUUCUUUCACAAAACUCUUGGAAACCUCAAGUCCUUCUUUGGUGGAUACAAGAAAUUGCCCAAAACCCUUUCUUUCAAUCCCUUCUAUUGUGGGAGAGACCCGAAAUAUCACCCAACAGAUCAGUUCUACACUGAUUUUUAUGAUGACUGGGAGUCUACUCUAAAUCAGGCAAACAAGAGAGAUGGUGCUUCAAAAGAACCAACAGAGGAAGAUGAUGCAUGUAAUGGGAGCUUUCUGGAUUUUUCAAAGCAGAGUCCUAAGAAGAGCAAACAAGAAGGGGGAUUAAAGCAAAAGAAGCAGAUGGGAAGUUCUCAUCAUCUGGGAAAAAAAGAAGUUCAGUCAUCUUUGCAGAGCAUGAAUGGAGGAGGCUUAGCUAAAAGGAUGAAGGAAUUCGAAAUGGUGGAUACCAGUGAUGUAGAACAAGUGCUGGAUGUAGAAGAGGCACUUCAUUACUACUCUCGCCUCAAAAGUCCGGUAUACGUUGACAUUGUUGAUAAAUUCUUCUUGGAUAUGUACUCGGACUUCUCUGUUCCACCGGCGUCUAUCAACAUCAACAAUUCAAAGAGGAGACUUGGAUCACAGAGACUUGGCUCAAUUAGGUUGUAGAUGAAUGUGUUGGUGAUUUAUUCCUUGUGCAUAUAGAUCUGUUGUUCUUUCCCCAUUUUGUUUCCUUUUCCACUUUGUGUGUAACUCCCCGUUGUUUGUGUGUGUGUUUGGUUUUUAUUUUCACUUUGCAAAGCUUGUACACCUUUCUGAAUCCAAUACUGUUUGUUUGAAUC